Messenger RNA from Naegleria lovaniensis, 1062 nucleotides. RefSeq lists its product as uncharacterized. The transcript has a single exon. Lineage: Eukaryota; Heterolobosea; Eutetramitea; Acrasida; Naegleriidae. The coding region runs from base 1 to 1062 and encodes 353 amino acids. The record is from RefSeq and is a predicted model, not a curated record.
AUGAUUUAUAUUCUCUCGUCGUUUUAUGAUUGUAACUAUUCGAAACAUGUCAAAUUUACAGGUUAUUCCACUCCACAGCCAGUAUUGUCAAGAUUUCCAAUGCACAUGUGUCACGAUGCAACCACGAUUAUUUUAAUGAUUUUUUCAAUUUGUUCAAUCGUGUGCUUGAUUGUCAUGAAUGUCAUAUUUUCAAUCAUUUUAUCCAAUUCACAUGUGUUAAAUAAGGCCAUGUUUAUUGUAGAGACACCUACCUUUCCUAUCGUCAUGUUGACCAUUUCAGAGUUGCAGUUGGCAAUCAUGUACUUUAUUCCAGAAUCACUCGUUUAUGUUCGAUCCAUUCUACAUAUUGUCUUGUCCUUUGUUUUGAUUCCAAUGCUAUUUUAUUCAGUUCCAUAUUUUAAACGAGUGGAAAAUUCCAUCAUGAGUGGUGUGUGUUUUGCCAAAUGUUUGGCUCCUGUUGGAAGUUUAGUGAGCUAUUUUUCCAACUCGUCCAAUGAACGAUUUUUAGGAUUGGGUCUGUCGUUUUUGCCACUUGCUCUCAUUAUUGGUGGAUUUUUCAUUGGAUUUGUUGCCAUGGAAAUCUAUACAAGAAUGGUAGUGUGGUCCAUUCGAAAAGACAUGAUGUUCAAUUUUGAUCCCACUCUCUCAGAUACUGAAAAUAUUCAAAGAUUAGAGAAAGAGUCUUCGUUUUUGGUGAAAGAUCUCGAAGCUACUAAAAGAAUGAGAAGCUUUGAAAUGUUUAUCAAGUUUAGCAUUUUGAAUCAUUCUAAAAUUAGAGGAACUCAAUUGCACGAUCGUGAUUUAGGAAUUGCCAUUGUCAAGUCCAUGACGAAUCACAAAAAUUUCACACAAUCCAACAUUUUAUGUUUGGCUGGAAUUCUAGUUGCCUUUUUUUGGGAAGAAGAAUUCAAUCGAUUUGGAUUCGCAUCUGCCAUGCUGAAACGAGCGUUCAAAACAAGUCUGGAAUUAUACAAGAUCUCAUCUAUCGAGAACGAAUCAUGGAAAUUGAGAUUGCUUCAGAACAAGCACGAGGAGUUAAACGUUCGAUUGCUGACAUUGUAG